Molecule: messenger RNA, 525 nt
Organism: Penicillium crustosum
Lineage: Eukaryota; Fungi; Ascomycota; Eurotiomycetes; Eurotiales; Aspergillaceae
Exons: 3
Coding region: 1-525 (174 amino acids)
Source: RefSeq, a predicted model, not a curated record
AUGCCUAACAUCUUUGAUUGGCAGCUAGUUGGCAUAUUCGUCGAGAUUAAGAAGUAUCUAAGUAAUAGGAUCACUUAUCUUCACAGGGAUGUUAUGAACGUUCAAGAUCUUGCAGAUCAAUUGAUUUUCCGACUAGGAAAGGGGCCAUUUAGUUCAUUCUAUCCUUCGUUCGAGGGCUUACAGAUUAUCCUAUUCCUCGUGUAUAAUGUGGUGUAUAAUGUGGCCGGUGGCCGACUAGCUGCGGGUGAAUUGCGGCUAAUUAUCUUUCGUCAGAAGGGCCGUGGAGAUCUUGCCAUAUAUUUCGUCUAUGGUAAAAAUGUUCAAAGGCUUUCUUUGUUUUUGGGGCCUCAAAGCUCUUUUCUAGAUUUGCAGACACUCCCACAUCGACUAUUCACAUGGCUUCAGCGGGUCUUCAACUUGGAAGACGAGGGGGAUAGGAGACAUAGAAGAGCAAAAUAUGGAAAUAUGGUGGCUGACUUGUUGGAACUAGCCCAACAAACUGGGGAAGAGCCAGUCGCCAUGUGA